CUCUUUGCUUCGGCUUCAAUUCAUACUGAUUGAGGCGUGUACCUGAGAGUUUUUACUGUUUUAGAAAGUUUAUUUUUUAAUCAGUUUUUAUACAUAGUGCUAUUAAAAGUGAGAAACUAUGAAGUCUGCAGUACUUCUUUUAGCCGUGAUUACGGCCACUAGAGCAAAUAUGUUUAAUCCUUUGGAAAGUAUAUCUGAUUUAACCAAGAAGGCUGCUGAUGCAGUAGAAGGCCUAACAAAAACAAUCGGGGAAGGCAGUAAAACACCUAUACCCGACUCUCUAAAAGUUCCUAGGAAGACAAUACCGGAACUAGUCCAAGCUGAAGGGUAUCCAGUAGAAAGUCAUUAUCUUACCACUCAAGAUGGCUAUAUUCUAAAUAUCUACAGAAUUCCUUAUGGAAAAACUGACAAAAAACCAACAAAAGUGGUAAUACUGCAGCACGGACUUUUGGCAUGUUGUACAGACUGGAUCUUAUUCGGUAAAGAACGAGGUCUGGCUUAUAUCCUCGCUGAUCAAGGAUUUGAUGUUUGGCUAGCAAACUGCAGAGGUAACUAUUAUUCAAGGAAUCAUACCAAACUCAACCCCGACAAAGAUGCAGAAUUUUGGGACUUCAGUUGGCAUGAAAUUGGUAUGUACGAUAUCCCUGCCAUGAUUGAUUAUAUUCUUAAAGAAACUAAACAGGAAAAACUGUAUCAUGUCGGACACUCUCAAGGUACAACUUCAUUUUAUGUUAUGGCUUCAAUGAAACCCGAAUACAACGAGAAAAUCAUUCGUCACGUCAGCCUUGCGCCUGUGGGUUUUAUGAACCAUCUCAGCAGCCCUGUAAUUCAGUUCGUAGCACUCAAUACCCUUCCACUUGGAACACUGUUGCAGUUAAUGGGACGUAAUGAAUUUAUGCCCGAAGACGGCUUUCUUAAUUUGUUUACCGAUGUUUUUUGUUCGAAUAUUGGUGUGAAUAAGGCAAUAUGCAAGAACGUACUAUUUCUAAUGGCUGGAUUUAAUGAAGAUCAAAUAAACAACGAUGACAUCCCACUGAUUAUGACAUAUUACCCAGCUGGAGCGGCAACCCGUCAAAUCAUGCAUUACGGACAAGAAGUCAAUUCUCACAGAUUCUGUAGGUACGAUUAUGGGCUUAUGAAAAAUAACAAACUUUACUCAGGCCGGCUUACACCACCAGAUUAUGAAUUGAAUAAAAUCACGUCAAAAAUUUAUUUGAUCUUCAGUAAAAACGACUGGUUAUCAUCUGAUAUAGAUGUUGAAAGAUUGGAGAAUGCACUUCCAAAUAAGGUGAAGAUUGAGGCCCCGCUGAAAAAUUGUAAUCACCUUGAUUACCUCUUUGGCAAAGAUGCUCCAAGGCUAAUCUACCCGUUAAUCACCAAAAUCCUUACAGAAAAUUAAUUAAUGGUCUUUAGAAGCAAAGAUUUUCAAACAUUGUGUUGUUUUAAUUUGUAUUGUGAAUUUUAAAUAUUUUUAUAACAAUUGUGAUACUUACACAUCAAAAACAUUUUACUUCUGGUGUGAAAAUUAUGUAUUUUAUUAAUAAAAUUUAUAUUAUUGAAUUUGUAAAAUGAAAAAUUUUUUAGAUAUUGUUUCAAAUAAAUAUUUUAAAUCAUUUUUAA
Molecule: messenger RNA, 1620 nt
Organism: Diabrotica balteata
Lineage: Eukaryota; Metazoa; Arthropoda; Insecta; Coleoptera; Chrysomelidae
Source: the annotation of a GenBank genome assembly